UUUACGUAUUUAUGACGCAAAAGGAAGUUGCAUGUGAGUUACAUUCGGUAUCGAAGAAGAAGGUAAAUUUACCGGCGUAGUUUCAUCAUUGCCCGUGAAAUCGUCUGGAAAGCCGACUUUUCUCGUACUAUAAAAAGAGUCAUCAUGUCUGCCAUUGAGACCUACGAUGAGUCAGAGUCAAAGUUUCUGAGAAAGGCGAAGGAGAGCCCCUUUGUCCCCAUUGGAAUGGCAGGGUUUGCAUCAAUCGUGGCCUACGGCCUCUAUAAGCUGAAGACCAGAGGGAACACGAAGAUGUCUGUGCACCUCAUCCAUAUGCGGGUAGCCGCUCAGGGAUUUGUAGUGGGAGCAAUGACCCUUGGAGUUGUUUACUCAAUGUGCAAAGAGUACUUUGCAAAACCAAGUCAGCAAGGAAAAGCACAGCUGGACAAAUAAUUUGUUAGUGGACACUACUGUAAUGCAUAUACAUACAUCGUAUAACAAUAAAAAUUUACAAGUAUGUAUAUAUGAAAUGUAGUCGGCUUAAGGAGUAUAGAGUAUUUAUAAAAGGCAGUUCUUUUAUGAAGAGAAUAAUGACCCAUUCUCUGUUCUUGCAGUACCUUAUAUAAUAUUUGAGGUGAUAAAACAAGUAAUUAAAACAACCUGAUGUGGUCCAUCGUAACAUGUUACAACCCAACACAUGUUUAAACCCAUUUUAUACAUUUCAUGUCCAUUUAUACCGGAAAGCUUACUGAGUAUGAAAUGGGUCGCUGUUUAAACGAUACAGUGACAUAGAAUCAAGAUUAAAAGACAAAAUUUGGAGAGCCCUGGGAACACCAUUCUCUCUCUCUCUCUCUCUCUCUCUCUCUCAUAUAUAUAUAUAUAUAUAUAUAUCUCACUGUACACUAUUUCAGAUCUCUGCCCAUUACAGGAUUUUCUGCAUAUGGUGAUGCCCGGCAGCCAAUGAUCAUACAGUUAGAUAUGAACUGGUCAUUUUAUCCAAAGUUCUGUUUGCAUAAACCAGGAUUUUACACUUUUUUUUAUCUAAUCUGAAAGGAGCAGCAUGACACCAUUUGUACCAUGCAUGACUACCGUUUGUAGUGUAAUUAUAUAUAUGUGUGUGUGUGUGUGUAUCGGUCCCGCGGUGAGAAAUUUUUAGUUCAUUAUCAGGUGAGUUUUACGAGACGGGAGAACAGUUUACUUAAGAAUCCAGUGCAACAAACGGAGGGCAAUUUAUUCUCUUUAUAAAAUUGUAAAAUGUAUUAAUGUAGAUCACUUGAGUGUUUUUAAACUGAAAAUAAAACUUUUUAUUUUUAA
Molecule: messenger RNA, 1293 nt
Organism: Brienomyrus brachyistius
Lineage: Eukaryota; Metazoa; Chordata; Actinopteri; Osteoglossiformes; Mormyridae
Gene: higd1a
Product: HIG1 hypoxia inducible domain family, member 1A
Exons: 4
Coding region: 145-432 (95 amino acids)
Biological process (GO): mitochondrial respirasome assembly
Cellular component (GO): mitochondrion
Source: RefSeq, a predicted model, not a curated record